CGGAAAGAUCUCUAGUUAGUGCUUUCUGUAUUACAGUCGAAAGGUGAAUAGAGAUGUUGUAUGACCUGGUGUUCAUAAAUCUCAAUUCAAUGGUGUAUACAGAUAUACUACAUUGCCACCAGUUAACGCUGAUGAGGGCCCGUGAAAGAUAACUACUCCUUCUAGAGCACGUGUAUGGACAGUGGUCAAGCGCUAAUUCUAUUACGCGCAUAUCUGCACCUAAGUGGACUUAGAGGAAAAUACAGCAGUGAGACCACUGUGGGCAAAGGUCGACCACAAAAUUACUGUGGCCACUUCCAGCGAGAUACUGGUCAGAACAAUAUUACUCACCUAGAAACAACGGGACAGUAUCUACGGAAAACAGCUUUAAGAACCAUAGUUGGCGUUCAGGAAGUAGUUAUGAAGGGCCAGAGGAUCUCAAUAACUUUUUCAGAAACAGUUGAUGUCCACGAAAGCAUUUCUGCAAGCUCGAAACACAACAAGGAGAAGGAGCAACUGAAAUCUAGACUGCGGAAAAGCCUACGCAAUGACCACGAGCAGUGGUGGGUUGCGAAAGACAAACAGAUGGAAAAGGGUAGACAGUCAUUCCAUGUGAACAGACAGACUAUAGAAAAAGUUGAUAGUUAG
Messenger RNA from Heterobilharzia americana, 627 nucleotides. The record is from the annotation of a GenBank genome assembly. Lineage: Eukaryota; Metazoa; Platyhelminthes; Trematoda; Strigeidida; Schistosomatidae.